UUCAAAGACCAGCGAACUUCGAGCAGAUGGGUUACAAACUGGCGCUGAGCGAUGACGAGACUGUAGCCACAGUACGCAUGCCUGGAUUGUCUAUUGAAGACUUCGAUAGAGAUGGUAAUCCAAAAAUUACAAGCCUGCUGCAUAUCGUUUCUUCCAUGAAUUGCUUUGUGCAAGACAAGGCUCUGGACAGUUCGGGUCGGACAUUUUAUGGUUACGAAAAACUACUACGAGCUGCUGUCAUCUUUAUGGCGUCAACGGAAUUAGAGAUACACGAGGCCAUGUAUGAUGGAGCGGUACCAAAAUGGCCUCUUGAUUAUAAGAUGAAACUUAACGAUGUUGGAAACUCAUCUAUAGGUACCACUGGCGAACUAACAGUUGCUUCUACUGGGCAGACGUUGUUCCGAACCGGCUACCGGUUUGUUCACGUCAACCCGAUAACUAGACGAUCAAUGCCUUUACCUGAUUGGUGGAGAGAAAAACAUUGUAAUGACGUCAUUGCUAAGGAACCUUUGAUAGUACAGAGAACUCCCAGACCAGGUGAUACUCAUGUUUUCAAGGUAAGAGUCAUGUGGACUGAUACGGACAAUAACAAUCACGCAACCUGGACGUCAUAUGUUCAGUUCUCUAUCAACGCUAUGCAUGAUGGGAUAAGGAAGAAUUUCUACAAGAACGUCAAUGAAGAGGUCGUGCGAAGAGGCCUGCGGAAAAUCAGGAUGCGGUUUAUGAGAGAAAGUCUUGAAGGCGUUGAGUUGAUCGUUCACAGCUGGGGAAGUGCAGAAGACGACACAACAGUUUGCUGUGAAAUAGAAAAUGCGGAUGGGAAAGUUGUAUUUCACACCACGCUCGGCUAUCCCAGCUGUGUAGCAAAAAUGUAAGAUGACCAGUUUCAAUAUGUAUAGACCUCAUUGAGGGGUCAUUGAUGACUGACUCGUUAAAACGGCAACUUAAAGUUUUGAUAUUUACAAUUAAUAUGUGUUUGUGUAUAUAUGACUGUGUACGAACGGGAGUGUACAUUAAUUUGACUAAAUGACUAGCUGUGAUUUUCUGUACCGCUAGCUGCAUUAUUAACUACGACCUAUGCGGUAGUUAAUAAUGACACUAACGAUACAGAAAUUCACUUCCGUCUGACUCGGUAAUAAAGACAGUUUCGGGAGCACGUAUGCACAUAUUUUUCAGUGGAAUAAACACAGGUAACAAAUCGUACAUUAUGACGUAUAUUAAAUUUAAUUUAAUACUGACGAUGCAAAUAAAUGCAUUCUUGGUGAAAAUACGCUAACAAAUCAGAACAGCGAGUCCAGUGUCAUUGUCCGACAAUGUGUAACGGACAUAGUUGACCGGACACAAUAUUUCAUAUG
This is a messenger RNA of Gigantopelta aegis, 1355 nucleotides long. RefSeq lists its product as uncharacterized. Bases 27 to 875 code for a protein of 282 amino acids. The transcript is spliced from 2 exons. The record is from RefSeq and is a predicted model, not a curated record. NCBI's taxonomy places the organism in Eukaryota, Metazoa, Mollusca, Gastropoda, Neomphalida, Peltospiridae.